AUGCUGAGCGUCGCUUCCAAGGGGGAGGCGUGCCGAUAUUGCUUCGAUGAGGGCGACGAGCCGCUCGUGAAGCCCUGCGAGUGCAGGGGCAGCUCGGCGUUCGUGCAUCGCAGCUGCCUGCUGAGGUGGCAGUCGCAACAGAUGCUGAGCGUCGCUUCCAAGGGGGAGUCGCCAGCUGUGGCGCUGUCGUGCCUCGUGUGCAGAAGCAGGUACACAACCGAGCCUCCCACCCCGGGGUCCCUCCUUGAGCUGGUCAGGGGCACCGGCGGCGCGGCGCUCGCCGCCCUGCUCCACCCCGGGACGUUUCUCGUUUCGAGGGAAAGAGCGCUGCCGGAUGCGGCCACCCUCGCGAGCGCGCCGAAUUGGUUGAGGUGGAUCAUCGAGCACAAGCACCGGCACUGGGUCAAGUCGGUGUACCUCCUUACACGCGUGGAGGCUAGGCCGGAUUCGGAGAACGGCGACGUGCUGAUUGGCGUGAACGUGACGCGCGCCAAGAGGUCGGGCGCGGGGAGCGACGACGAGGACGCGCCGCCCGACGACGACGACGACGACGACGACGACGACGACGAAUCAUCGGACGACGACGAGGGCGACGACGAGGGCGACGACGCGGGCGACUCUCGCCCGCGCAUGCGGAGGAGGCUGGUCGCCGGGUCCUCCUCAUCGUCGAGCUCCGCGCCGACGGCUGAGAACGCUGCGCUCGUGAUACAACGCACGUGGCGGCGGUGCCGAGAGAGGCACGACGAGCGCGCCGCCUCCGCCGCCUCCGAUGACGACUCUGAUGACGACUCCGACUUCUUAGAGUCUCUCAACCACGACUCCGACUUCUUAGAGUCUCUCACCCGGACGUACGUCGGCGGCCCCGUGCACCCGAGAAGAAGGAUAAUACUUUUCGUCUCCCCGACUGGCGCAAACGCGCUCUCCCCGACGGGCGACGCCCUAUGCGAGGUUCCGCUGGACCGAACGUGUCACCCGGGUUCACGCGCGAGGGCGUUCGCGUACCACCCGACGGCGACCGACUCGGAUGAGUACGUGGACGAGAUCGCGGGCGAGGCGGCGGCGGCGGCGCUCGCCGAGUCGGAGGAGGAGGACGCCGCUUUCAACGCCGAUGGAUUCUUCGUUCCCCGCGUGCACGUGUUUGAGGGCCACGCGAAGUGGUCGAGGACGCAGCUGAUGAACGAGAUCGCGAGGGGGGACUGGGGGCUGUGUCCGGCGACUCCGGAGGAUCUAACGUCGAGGUGGGCGGAGACGGGGUCGGCGUACUGGGACGGGCUGCGGGCGUCGGGUCGACCGGUGUUUGCCUCCCCGACGUGA
Micromonas commoda is the source of this 1314-nucleotide messenger RNA. RefSeq lists its product with no specific name. The coding region runs from base 1 to 1314 and encodes 437 amino acids. Gene Ontology annotation, molecular function: zinc ion binding. The transcript has a single exon. Lineage: Eukaryota; Viridiplantae; Chlorophyta; Mamiellophyceae; Mamiellales; Mamiellaceae. The record is from RefSeq and is a predicted model, not a curated record.